AGCGCUUCUGUGAUCAUGGCGGACGAGAAUCCUGAGCUGCAGUCCGCUCUGCGCGACCUUGACAAGGAAUUGGAGGAAGGUGAUAUCACCGAGAAAGGAUAUCAGAAACGGCGCACAUUACUCCUCUCGCAGUUUUUCGGGCCUAAUAUGGCACUAGACCUCAAUACUCCUACAUCCGGAAAUGCUCCCUCAUCAUUCACCAGUUCAACUCACCCGCCUCCGGCUAUCCUCAACGUCAGACCCCCUACGGCCGAUUCCACAAGCCAUGGUGGGCCGUCGGAUUCCUUCUCGAACGGCCGCGAUAGUUUUCAGAACGGGGGCUUCGGAUAUGAUCGGAGGAUAAGUGGCGAGACGCAGGGUUCAUACGAACGAGACAGCAUGUUAUUACCUGGCGACAGAGCCCCGUCAGCCGCUUCUUAUGAUUCUCUUUUCCUUCCGAAGGCACAGCCUGCGCCGCCGCUACAAGAGAAUUCGAGGACGGCAACCCUUUUAAGUCAGAACUAUGCAUUCAAUCCGGGCCCUCCGCACGAUCAUUACGAAGAGCCUGUCGGGGCCUACGAUAUGCCAUCUGGCACUGGUACGCGACAGUCGACCAUGCUCGACUCUCAGCAGGGGUACUUCUCCGAUUUUGCUGGCCAGCAACAGGACGAUUAUAGAGACAGUUACGGUGGUGGCUUUCAUCGCUAUUCCCAAUCAGACACAUUUUCCCCUACGGCAAAUAUGGCACCGCCAUUGAUUCCUGCUUCUGAACUUCCUCACGGACCGGCACUUGAUCACCUACUACCGUUGGAACCUCGGGACAUCCCAUUUGCUGUUCAUGACCCCCACGACAAGAACACCCCCAUGUCUAAUUUCGAAAACAUCCCGGCGGUUCUCCGGCAUCGUGCUCGAGUGCAUGCGAAGCAGCCUGCUUAUUGGGUCCUAGACCAGAAAGGAAAGGAGAUUGCCUCGAUCACUUGGGACAAACUUGCUAGUCGCGCGGAGAAGGUGGCGCAGGUUAUUCGAGACAAGAGCAAUCUCUAUCGCGGUGAUCGCGUGGCUUUGAUCUACCGCGACUCCGAGAUCAUUGAGUUUGCUGUGGCCCUGAUGGGAUGUUUCAUCGCCGGAGUUGUCGCUGUCCCGAUAAACAGUCUCGAGGACUAUCAAAGCCUCAACCUGAUCUUGACUUCCACGCAAGCACAUCUCGCUCUAACUACGGAGAAUAACCUCAAGAGCUUCCAAAGAGACAUCACAACCCAAAAGUUGAAUUGGCCUAGAGGGGUAGAAUGGUGGAAGACGAACGAGUUUGGCAGCUACCACCCAAAGAAGAAAGACGAUACCCCACCGCUCGUGGUUCCCGAUCUGGCUUACAUUGAAUUUUCAAGGGCCCCUACCGGAGAUCUGCGUGGUGUUGUCAUGAGCCAUCGAACGAUUAUGCAUCAGAUGGCUUGUCUCGGUGCAAUAGUUUCGACGGUGCCUGCAUCUUCGAGCGCAGCGAAACAACGUGGAGAGACUCUUAUCAGCUACUUGGAUCCCAGACAAGGCAUUGGAAUGAUUUUAGGCGUCCUCCUUACUGUGUACGGGGGCCACACCACUGUCUGGCUUGAAGACCGGGCCGUAGAGACACCUGGUCUUUAUGCUCACUUGAUCACUAAAUACAGGGCAACUCUUAUGGCCGCUGACUACCCCGGCUUGAAAAUCGCAGCCUACAACUACCAGCAAGAUCCAAUGGCCACGCGACAUUACAAGAAGAAUUCUGAACCCAAUUUCGGAUCGGUGAAGCUCUGUCUAAUCGAUUCGCUCACGGUCGAUCCUGAAUUUCAUGAAAUUCUAGCAGACCGAUGGCUUAGGCCCAUGCGCAAUCCCAGGGCUCGAGAAAUUGUCGCUCCAAUGCUUUGUCUUCCUGAACACGGUGGCAUGGUCAUUAGUGUGCGGGAUUGGCUGGGUGGCGAAGAACGCAUGGGCUGCCCUCUGACGCAUGAGAUGGACCCCAGCCAGCGCGAGGGGUUCAGGAAGGAAGAGAAGAAAUCGGAAAAGACUGAGACCAAUAGCGGGUUUGGUAGCAGUCUUUUGGGUGGUGGCUCUUCUGCUCCCGCUCCUGCCUCGCAAGAACAAGGAAAGACUGAAAUGCUCGAGGUCCUAUUAGACAAGGAGGCUCUGAAGAGCAACGAGGUCGUGGUUCUAGCCAUGGGCGAAGAGGCGAAGAAGUUUGCGCCCACUAUGCCUCACGCUGUAAGAGUUGGCUCGUUCGGCUAUCCUAUCCCCGAUGCUACAGUGUCGGUGGUUGAUCCCGAAACCAAUUUGCUAUGCACCCCAAAUGUGGUUGGCGAGAUCUGGGUUGACUCGCCUUCUCUUUCAGGAGGCUUUUGGGCAUUGCCGAAGCAUACGGAAGCUAUCUUCCAUGCACGGCCAUACAAAUUUGAGGAAGGUAACCCCACACCUGUUUUAGUUGAGCCGGAGUUCCUUCGAACAGGUCUCCUUGGCUGUAUAAUUGAGGGAAAGGUUUUCGUCCUAGGCCUUUACGAAGAUCGGCUUCGACAGAAGGUGGAAUGGGUAGAACAUGGACAGGAGAUCGUUGAGCACCGGUACUUCUUUGUCCAACAUUUGAUUGUCAGCAUUCUGAAGAACAUCCCGAAGAUCCAUGACUGCACAGCUUUCGAUGUUUUCGUCAAUGAGGAACAUCUUCCGAUAGUCGUAUUAGAAUCAUACGCAGCUUCGACAGCCCCAACAACUUCAGGUGGUCCUCCACGGCAGCUGGAUUCAGUUCUCUUAGAGUCUCUGGCUGAGAGAUGUAUGGAAAUCCUUUACCAGGAGCACCAUCUGCGCGUCUACUGUGUUCUAUUGACAGCCCCCAAUACACUCCCUCGUGUGACCAAGAAUGGAAGACGCGAAAUUGGAAACAUGCUCUGCCGCAAAGAAUUCGACAAUGGAUCGUUACCUUGUGUUCAUGUCAAGUUCGGCGUUGAGCGGUCAGUCUUGAAUCUGCCGAUCGGAGUCGAUCCCGUCGGCGGUAUCUGGUCUCCACUUGCACUUAUGUCAAGGCAAGAGAUGCUUGCAAUGCAGGAAAAGCAAUACUCAGGAGUUGACUAUCGUGACGUCGUCAUGGAUGAUCGUACGUCUACACCACUGAACAACUUUUCUAGCAUCGUGGAUCUUCUUCAAUGGCGUGUUUCUCGUCAAGCCGAGGAACUCGCUUAUUGUUCCAUUGAUGGUCGUGGAAAGGAAGGUAAAGGCAUCACCUGGAAGAAAUUCGAUCUGAAGGUUGCUGCUGUAGCCAUGUACUUGAAGAACAAGGUCAAGGUUCGACCUGGCGAUCAUUUGAUCUUGAUGUACACCCAUUCGGAAGAGUAUGUCUAUGCAGUCCAUGCCUGUCUCUGCUUGGGCGCGGUGGCAGUUCCUCUUGCUCCCAUUGAUCAGAAUCGUCUUUCUGAAGAUGCUCCUGCAUUCCUCCAUGUUAUCAAUGACUUCCGAGUCAAGGCGAUCAUUGUCAACAGUGAUGUUGACCAUGUCCUGAGGCAGAAGCUGGUAUCUCAGCAUAUCAAGCAAUCUGCGCAAGUCCUACGAAUUGGGGUCCCGGCCAUUUACAACACCACGAAGCCUCCUAAACAGUCUCAUGGAUGUAGAGAUCUUGGCUUUACCGCGAAAGAAACCUGGAAACAAAGCAGUCAGGCAGCCAUGGUUUGGACUUAUUGGACUCCUGACCAAAGGAGAAUUUCGGUCCAGAUCGGUCAUGACACUAUUAUGGGCAUGUGUAAAGUCCAGAAGGAGACAUGUCAAAUGACUAGCAUGAGGCCGGUCUUGGGAAGCGUACGAAGCACUCUAGGACUCGGAUUCCUUCAUACCUGUCUUAUGGGUAUUUAUGUCGGUGCGCCUACGUAUCUAGUUUCGCCAGUCGAUUUCGCCCAGAAUCCUAUGACUCUUUUCGUCACCCUCUCCCGGUACAAAAUCAAGGACACAUAUGCCACAGCCCAGAUGUUAGAUUAUGCAAUGAGCGCCAUGGCUGGUAAGGGUUUCCAGCUGCAAGAGCUGAAAAACCUGAUGAUAUCUGCAGAAGGACGACCGCGAGUCGAUAUUUACCAAAAAGUGCGUCUCCAUUUCGCGUCUACCAGUCUCGACCGCACCGCGAUCAACAUCGUCUACUCCCACGUCUUGAACCCUAUGGUAGUUACGAGGUCGUAUAUGUGCAUUGAGCCUGUGGAAUUAUGGCUCGAUCUGCGCUCUCUGCGUAGGGGACUUGUUUAUCCGGUCGACCCGGAUACUGAUCCCACCGCUCUUGUUCUACAAGACUCGGGUAUGGUGCCAGUCAAUACACAAAUAGCGAUUGUGAACCCGGAGACAUGUACCUUGUCGCAUGUGGGAGAGUAUGGUGAGAUUUGGAUUCAAUCAGAUGCCUGUGCCAAAGCCUUCUAUGGUUCUAGGCAGGAUUUUGAUAUGGAGCGCUUCAACGGACGGGUAGUGGAUGGAGACCCCAACGUGGCGUACGUUCGGACGGGAGACCUGGGCUUCCUCCACACAGUUACAAGGCCAAUUGGUCCUAAUGGCCAACCGGUUGAGAUGCAAGUUCUCUUCGUCCUUGGUGGAAUCGGCGAGACUUUUGAGGUUAACGGAUUGAACCACUUCCCGAUGGAUAUCGAGUCGUCGGUGGAGAGAUGUCACCGCAAUAUUGUGACCGGAGGGUGUGCCGUUUUCCAAGCGGGUGGCCUCAUUGUGGUUGUAGUCGAGGUAACAAGAAAGGCUUAUUUGGCAUCACUUGUUCCUGUUAUUGUUGAUGCCAUCCUCAACGAGCACCAAGUCGUUGCAGAUAUUGUUGCCUUCGUUUCCCACGGAGACUUUCCUAGAUCUCGUCUUGGAGAGAAGCAACGCGGUAAGGUGCUGGCUUCGUGGGUUACCCGAAAACUGCGAACGAUCGCCCAAUUCAGCAUUCGUGACAUGGAAGGCUCUGAAAACCCCUUCGCGGCACCCCAACACCGGAUGAGUCGAAGUUCGAAACCUGGCAGCACUAUGGGCAACAGCACCCGCAGAUCUACUGUUGUACCGGAUACCGAGCCCUUACCCCGGUCGCCCGCUCCGGUUCUUGUCGAGCAUUCUGAAGCAUCCAUACACUCGUAUUCUGGCAUGCAGGAACCUGGCAUUGGCAGCCCUACCGGCACUGCAUCUGAAGGUAUAGCGUCUGUUCCACAGAUUUCUGAACCCUCGCGACCGACGACCGCUUCGACGAAUGGAGUUACUGCCGUAACAGGGGCCGAGCUUCCCUCAGCCAUUGGUCAUCCCGACUUCGGCUUCGAAUUCGGAGACUUCACCCACACGACAGGUGCCGGCUCGUCUACUCAGGCGGGUCCAGGGGCUUCUAUGAUGGCCGAGACUCUUCCCUAUCGAGGUGGCCCAGGACCACAGCCGCAGCAAGCAAGUGGGAACUUCCCUGCGCGGUCCGACUCAUACAACCGAAAGCCCGUUUCCGACACAUUAGAUCGCAGCUCCGGGGACUGGCCACAAGAAGCAUUAAUUUAUCAAUCCACCCUGGGAUUUGACGACGCUCCGAGUCACGAAGGGACACCCUAUCAGCAACGUUAGUUGAGUGCGAAUCGGCAGUUACUGUACUGUACAUAAUAGUCUGUUUGGACGAGGCUGCGAGGCCUAUUUUGCCGAACCGGCUCUGUAUGUGUCUUGUUGACCGACUUGCAGCACCUUCAUGGCACCUCUUCACGUUUUCCAUUUUCCAUUUUGCAUAGCCUGCCCACCAUCAUGAAGCCUCAUCCCUCUCUUUCUUUCCCUUCUUCUCUCUACUCCGAUUGGCUUUAUUCUUUUCUCAUAAAACCUCUAUAUUGCUUUAUUGCCUCCAGUUUGACAAAUAUAUGUGCUCGCCCCCUUGCUUCCCCCGCAACUCCUGCCCCAUGACGAACGACAUGCAUUGUUCUGUAC
Molecule: messenger RNA, 5898 nt
Organism: Aspergillus aculeatus ATCC 16872
Lineage: Eukaryota; Fungi; Ascomycota; Eurotiomycetes; Eurotiales; Aspergillaceae
Product: putative AMP binding domain protein
Exons: 6
Coding region: 16-5550 (1844 amino acids)
Cellular component (GO): cytosol
Source: RefSeq, a predicted model, not a curated record